AGGAAAAGAAACAGACCUAGAAACAUUUUCUACAUUUUCUGCUUUUAAUUUACUUUGAAUGGACAGUAAUUUUCCCUGUUUAACGACACACUGCCUGAACUCAACACGGGUGUUGAGUUCAGGCCGCCUCGGAGCUCCGCCUCUCCUCUGACUCGGUGGAUGUGUGGAGGAUGUGGCAUCGCAGCGUCGCUGUGGUAAAGUCUCAGAGGUGAGGAGGAAUAUUCUGGAUCAACAUUAAGUCCGGACCGGAGCUCGUUACGAACCGGGGACUGCUUUCGAUAUACUUCAAAGAACCUCCAAAAAUGCCAAACUGGGGAGGAGGGAACAAGUGCACGGCGUGCCGUGGGACCGUUUACCACGCCGAGGAGGUGCAGUGUGACGGCAAGAGUUUCCACAAAUGCUGUUUCCUCUGCAUGGUCUGCAGGAAGGGUUUAGACAGCACCACACUGGCAAUUCACGAUCAGGAAAUCUACUGCAAGUCCUGCUACGGGAAGAAAUACGGCCCCAAAGGCUACGGCUAUGGACAGGGGGCUGGAACACUCAACAUGGACCGCGGAGAACGACUGGGAAUCAAACCAGAACUGACUUCGACUCACAGACCCACCACCAACCCCAACCCGUCCAGGUUCGCUCAGAAGUUUGGUGGUACAGAGAAAUGCGCUCGGUGUGGAGACUCUGUCUAUGCAGCGGAGAAGAUUAUGGGGGCCGGCAAGCCAUGGCACAAAAACUGUUUCCGAUGUGCAAAAUGUGGCAGGAGCCUAGAGUCCACCACCCAGACCGAGAAGGACGGGGAGAUCUACUGUAAAGCAUGCUACGCCAAGAACUUCGGGCCCAAAGGGUUCGGUUACGGGCAGGGAGCCGGCGCUCUAGUGCACGCACAGUGAUGACCCAGUAGGACCAGGAUGCCCCCCCUCCAACCCUCCAACCUUCCGGCCAUCACCUCAGACUUUAUCUGGGAAGCUGUGUAAUGGUGGAACAGGAAUUCAGAAUAAAGACGUGGAGAAGCUGC
Molecule: messenger RNA, 1009 nt
Organism: Oryzias latipes (Japanese medaka)
Lineage: Eukaryota; Metazoa; Chordata; Actinopteri; Beloniformes; Adrianichthyidae
Gene: csrp2
Product: cysteine and glycine-rich protein 2
Biological process (GO): muscle tissue development; sarcomere organization
Cellular component (GO): Z disc; nucleus; cytoplasm
Molecular function (GO): structural constituent of muscle; actinin binding
Source: RefSeq, a predicted model, not a curated record